AUGAAAGUCAGUGUUUUGAUUGUUGUUCUAUGGUGCGUUUAGAGCGGGGAGCUCGAGUUCUUUUGGAUAAGUGAAAAAAUUAAAUCAAAUAAUUAUAAAAAGCCAUGCUGAUUGGUUUUAUUCUUUUUUCCCUGGCAGUGUGCCAGGGAAGUUUUGCCCAAAGGAGGUGCUCCAGGGAUCGAAUGAGACAAUGUAUGGAUGGAUUAACUCGCAGUACACAGAGGCGAAUCAAUGACAUGGGUCGAAGUGACAUGGUGGCUCAGUGUGCGAACGUAAGGGACGAUUUUAACUGCCUUCUGCGAGAGACGAGGUGCCUGACAACAGAAACUGAACGCAACAGAAACGGGGACACCUUAAGGAACGCACUAAAAUACAUCAGAGAUGGAUGCGACAGUCAAGGAGGAACAUGGAGAGAUAACCCUUGUUUCGUCGGCGAGGGCAUGAAAAAUUGUGAAAGCAACUAUCCACUAGGAGGAGCCCAGUUUUCUUCAUAUAACUCAGAGGCAUGCAGGAAAUUCAACCUGUUCCAGGACUGUGUUAAUGAGAUCGUAAGGAACCGGUGCCAGCAAAGCGAUGAACUCCACCUGGGCCAAUACUUGGUAGACGCUGCACAGGAUCUUGCUUGGAAUUGUGGAGAAUCUACUUCUGGCUCUGGCACCGAUUACGAUCGAGACCGCAACGAUAGAGAUCGCAACGAUCGAUACGGUAACGAUCGUUAUGGCGAUCGUCGUGGUUCAGAUACGGACCGGUACAGAGGUGGAAGUAACAGAGAAUACGACAGAGGAGGGUACAGAGAUGACAGAUACCCAGAACGUGACCGAUAUUCCGACAGAUAUAACACCGGAUAUGGAAACGCUUAUUCAGGAAGCUCUGACAUCACCUGCUGCAGAAACGAAAGAUGCGACAGGAACAGACUUCAGCAGUGCAGGGACUCCUUGACCAGGACGAUCGACAGCCGGAUGUCCGGCUACCAGGACAGCAAGAGCUGCAGACGAGCUAGAGACGACUUCAACUGUUUGCUGUGGCAAACUGCAAACUGUGCCAAAAGUGACGAGAAAGACCGCGACAACGAUCUCUUCCGCAGGGCUAGAGAUUACAUAUCCAGAAACUGCGACACCUAUGGAAGAUGGUCCGAAAAUAGUUGCUACAAAACCACCGAGAUGCAGAGGUGUGAAGGCUCUCUCACAAACGCCAGAGGCAAUACAAACUAUGAAUCUUGCAGGGGAUACAACUCCUUCAAAGACUGCAUGACAGAUGAGCUGCAAAGGCGAUGCACCAGGGAGGAUGAAUUGUACCAGGGAGCGUACUUGGUUGACAAGGCACAGGAGAUGUCCUGGCAGUGUGGAAGCGACAGCUUCAAUGUCAAUGGCUAUGGUGGCGGCAAUGGAAGAAAUAGCUAUUCCACUUAUGACAGAAGAGAGCCAUAUGACAACGGAUAUGACAGUCCACAGCACCUGGAAGAUGAAGAUGCAAUGUGUCAAUCUCGUAUCCAAGGCCUCAGUGAUCAAUGCAAAAACAGAUUGGAUGAAAAACGGAGGGAACUUUAUACAGAGAAUGAUUAUGAUGCUAGACAAAGAAUCACUUGCUGCUCUGCAAGGGAAUACCGCAGCUGCCUCUUCGACGCAACCAAGCGAGUCUGUGACUCAGAACGCAGUCGAGUCGUCGACUCCCUCAUGGGACGUCAUAGGUUCGAACUCAGCGCUGACACCUGUCGAAGACUUUAUGACAGCGAUUGCAACGGCAGCUCCCACAAUCAUAUUUCAUUUUGGUUGCUCAGUGCAUGUGUAACAGUACUUUCUCUACUCUUUGCUGUGAAAUGGUAAAAUAUUCAAGACAUUUUGCCUGAAACUUUAAACAUUUCACCGUUCGCUUUCGGACGAAGUCAUUUUUAUACAAGCCAUUUAUAUUUUUUUGCACUUUGUAAAUAAAUAAUAUAUUAGGUUUAUUUGGGACCUAGGGGAUAGUUUUAUUUACUGCAAGCUGAUAAGGACUCAUGAAAUAAGCUUUGCAGAAGGAAGAUUUUAUUUUGCAAUGAACAAUGAUUCAUUAUAAUCUUUAAGAGAUAAAAGCAUAUGUUCUCUUUUGUAACUCUAUUGUUGAGAAAAACCUAAACCUGUACAGGCAUCAAUUUUUUCUAAAUAUUAAUUGAUGUUUAUUUCUAACUACUCAUGACAAAUAUGCCUAGUAUAUAUAUAUAAAUAUAUAUCUUCUCUGGAAACAUUUCAUUUCCAGAAAAAACAAACAUUCCAUUUUCAUGUUUCAAGAAUAUUUACAUUUCAAUAUGAAAUCAAAAUUAUUAGCAGUUAAUCUGUUCUAGAUCCCUAAACCCUAAAAAAUGCUACAUGUUUGCAGAACAGGUACAUAGUCAAAUCAUCACCUCCCCCCAUCCCCUCUUUUUUGGUUAUAAUACUGCUGCAACUUGAGCGUUAAAAAAAAAAAAUUUUAAACUUCUCGGCACUUUUGCUGAAAAGGAAACAAUAUUCUAGAUGGUAACUGAGGGAGAAUAAGUACUGAUAAUACAUUUUAUGUUGCAUUAUUUGAAGUAUGAAAUUAUUUUCAAUUUGAUAAUUUUUAAUACCACUCAAUAAACUACGCUAAAUUAAAAAAAAACUUUUCCAACCAAAAAUUUAUAGCAUGCUUCAAUUAAAAUAUCUAAAAGGUAACCUCGGAAAACUUUCAUCCUUUAAUUACCUUAAAAUAAAAAUAUUUGCUUCACAUAUUUUUCUUAAAAACUUAUGUGAUAUGAAAAAACACCAAAUAUUUCUGCUUUAGCCCUGGCUAAUGGGCGGUAAUUUACUGAAUAUACCAAACAUCAUAUUUAAAAGAAAAAUGAAAUACAAGUAUGUAACAAAACCCAAUGCCUGCUCAGCUAUAUAUUACACUGCUUUAAAAUAAUCAUACGGGAGCAAUAAUAAAAAUCAUUACCAUUUUUAGACUUUGUACCGUCCGUAAUACCUAAAUUCUAUAAUUUGCCCGCUUUCAAAAAUUCAAAAUGAUAUCAAAAACUACAAUUUAAAUACUCAUUCUUCAUUUCAUUUCCCCUACAGACUACUAUUUUGUUAAAACACAACCAUAUUCUACAAAAUAUGGAAUUUGACAUGUAUUUCAUUUAAUCUAUGUAUGCCUGAAAUACUGAGACAUCUGGCAUAAUUUUAGAUGACAAUCAAUAGCGGCGAUUUUAAAUUUUGAUAUAAAUUUCAUAUUUUAAUUUGCAACUAAAAUCUUAACAUCUCACUAAAACAUAUAUAUUCUGCACAUGUCUUCAAUCAUUGUUUAAAUUAUCCAUUAAUAUUUUUGAAUCUCAUGAAUAGAGCCAUUUGUAUGUGAUACGUUUCACAGUUGUUCUACACAUGAUGUACAGUGAAUCUCAAAUAUAUGCCAGCACUUGUUUUUGUUAGAAAACCAUGAAUGUUAUGUUAUUGUUCUGAUUUAUUGUUAUUUUGAGAAUUGUCAAUAAACUAAUUUAAUAAAAA
Messenger RNA from Uloborus diversus, 3473 nucleotides. RefSeq lists its product as uncharacterized. The transcript is spliced from 11 exons. Bases 105 to 1823 code for a protein of 572 amino acids. NCBI's taxonomy places the organism in Eukaryota, Metazoa, Arthropoda, Arachnida, Araneae, Uloboridae. The record is from RefSeq and is a predicted model, not a curated record.